This is a messenger RNA of Electrophorus electricus (electric eel), 3296 nucleotides long. It is a transcript of the gene ak7a, whose product is annotated as adenylate kinase 7a. Lineage: Eukaryota; Metazoa; Chordata; Actinopteri; Gymnotiformes; Gymnotidae. Gene Ontology annotation, biological process: nucleobase-containing compound metabolic process. The record is from RefSeq and is a predicted model, not a curated record. Gene Ontology annotation, molecular function: nucleobase-containing compound kinase activity; ATP binding.
CAUGGCGAACGGCCAGGAGAUUCGCCGCGCUAAACGCAUUUUUAUUAACAACAUCGAUUCAUACUCGUCGAAAUACAUUGCCAAGUACCUGUCCACCUGCGUUGUUGGGGAGUCUCUCGAACACACUGGAGAGGAAGAUGAGAAAGUUUCAAAAAAGGAAGAUAACUUGCAGGAUGACCAAUUUCAAAUCGUUGGAACCAUUACAAGUAAAGAUGAGAAGACUAAACGUUUUGCGCUUGAAGAAUACUCGGCUUUAAAUCGAGAUGAGCUUCUUCACCGUUUUAUGGAAUGUGAUAUCAUUGUGUACAAUAUCUCGGAGGAUGCUGAUGUGACUGAUGAAGCUACGUGGGCCAUUUCAGCCCUCCACAGUGAAAUUGAACACUUUGGUUUUCCCAAGAUAUUCAUUUUGGUGUCAACGUUAAUGACCUGGGCAAUGACUAAACCAGCUGAUCCUGAUGACCCCGAAAUGCCUUUGACUGAAGAUGACUAUAGACGGAGAAGGCCACAUCCCAACUUUAAAGAACAAACUAGCGCGGAGAAACUAGUCCUGAAGUUAGGGAAAACGAAAAAGUCCAAGCUAGCCACUUAUGUUGUGGCAGCAGGCCUGCAGUACGGAAUGGGUGAGGGAAUACUCCACUACUUCUUCAAGGGAUCUUGGCUUGGAGAGUGGAACAGCAUCCCUAUUUUUGGUCCAGGCACUAAUGUUAUUCCUGCCAUCCAUGUCUACGAUCUGGCUGGGAUAGUGCAAAAUGUAAUUGAUCACAGACCCAAAAAACACUACUUUAUUGCUGUGGAUGACUCCAAGAAUACAUUUGAAGGUAUUGUAAAGGCCAUUGCAUAUGUUUUGGGUCCUGGAGAAGUUAAGACAGUCCCCAGAGACAAUGCAUAUCUCACAGAGGCACUAACGCAAGCUGAUCUAGAUUGCCUGAGUAUAAACCUCCGGUUUGAGCCAGUUUUCCCAAAAGAGACACUCAGCGUGCGCUGGGUGUGUGAAUCUGGAUUUACUGACAACAUCAGCCGUGUUGUGGAGGAGUACAAAGAAUGCAGGCAGCUUAUACCCCUCAAGAUCUGUCUCCUUGGCCCCCCUGCUGUUGGGAAGAGUUCAGUGGCAGCAAAACUAUGUAACCAUUAUAAGCUUCCUCAUAUUAAAGUCAAAGAGACCAUUGAGGAGAAAAUCAAACAUCUGGAAGAAAUGCUUCAAUUGAGUUAUGGGGGAAAUGAGAGUGAUGAAGCAUUUCAGGUGGCCCAGGAGCUGCUGGACUCUCUGAAGGACAGUCUGUCUCAGAAUGGACAAGUUGAUGACCAGAAUGUUUUACGGGUCAUCAGAGAGAAACUUAACUCAAAGCCUUGUAGAAAUCAAGGGUUUGUUUUGGAUGGUUACCCCAAUACAUCUGAGCAAGCUAAAGAUCUUUUUUAUGAUGAAGACAUGGAACUGGAACAGUUGAGAUCCAAACUGCAGCCUUUUAACAAAAAGAUAAUACCAGAGUAUGUCAUCUCUCUGGAUGCCACUGACGAAUUUCUGAAAGAGCGGGUGCGGAACCUUCCACAGAGUGUUGCAGAGAGCAUGCACUACACUCAGGAUGAGUUUCUGCAGCGCCUCUCAAAAUUCAGGGAGGAAAACACAGAGGAUGAAACGGUGCUUAACUAUUUUGAUGAGCUAGAGAUCCACCCCGAGCACAUAAAUAUCAACAGCAUCAAUGACACUGAGAAUGAGGCUGUGAUUAAGAAGAUAGUCCAGAUAGUGGGAAAGCCGAUGAACUAUGAUCCCACCCCAGAGGAACAGGCAGAAGAAGAGCAGAAAAGGGCUGUGGAGAUGCACCAGCAACUCCUGCAGGAGGCAGCAGAGAGUGUGUGCAGGGAGGCUGAAGAAAAGGCCAGAAUGACUGCCGUCCUAGAGGAAUGGAACAGAAAUGUGACGGAGGUGAAAAAGCAAGAGAAGGAGCUAUUAGAGACACGCUCUAUUCCCCUGAGACACUACCUGAUGAAGAAUGUCAUACCAACGCUCACCGAGGCCCUACUCGAGUGCUGUAGAGCAAAGCCUGAUGAUCCCGUUGACUUUUUGGCAGAAUAUCUUUUCAGGAACAACUUGGAAGACUAGUCAUCCACUCUUGGCUAGAGCUACAAUGGACAAAAGGAAUGUGAUUUUCUAACUUCCUGUUGUUAAUGCUUUUUUUCCCCACUGUAUUUAUGUAAUGUGUUUCCACAUCUUAUAGUCAUGAAAAAUCAAGGACUCUUUAUAUCCUCCAGUGUUUGAGCAGUAACAACAAACUGUUUUUAGGUAUUCUGUGGUCAGAGAAAGUGAAAUUGUAAAUUGAAAUAUGCAUUUUUGGAUUUUCUUGCAUUCAAAGCUUCAAGAGUGAAUGUGCAAAUAUAAUGCCAUGGCUUAAAUCAUUUGGUUGCAAGAAUUCAAACAGAGAUGCAUUUAUUUCAGUUUUUAAACACUGUAAUAUUACUAAAAAUCAAUGAUUAUUUAAAGUGUGCGUUACUUUAAUAAUUUAAGUAAUUUUUAUAUUUACUCCUCCCCCCCCAAUUCACUGCAUCAUGGAGAAAUCCUAUAUAAGUUUGGGGUAGCACUUCAUGUUGAUUUAUAAUUUAAGUCUCAUACAAAUAACCCUACAUUAUUUAGCCUUAUUUAAUUUAUAUUAGCUUCCUAUUAAUUCAGAACUUAAAUAUUAAAUGUCAAGUUCAUAAACCUAUUGUUACAAUUAGCACUAUAAAAUACUACAUAUCAUCACCGUCUUACCCUGCCUGUGGGUGGCCUUACCUUUUUCCUUACACUUGGACCCUUUACCAGAGGCCUGGGAGUUUGAGGAUGCGGCACAGCAUUUUUGCUAUUCCCAGGAUUGUACUCUUCUGGACUGAGAUUGACAUUGUCAUUCCUGGGAUCAACUGAAGCCACUCUUUCAGGUUAUGGCUCACAGCCCCAAGUGCCCUAUUACUGGGACAACCUGGGUGGUACUGUCCAUAUUGUCUGUCUUUCUUCCUUCAGUUUCUGGUAUUUUUUGCAGUGUUUUAUAUUACAUCAUUUGGAUGUUUCCAUCAUUGGGACUGCCACAUGUAUCACCACUGGUUUUCUGCAUCUUAUCUACUGUCACAAUUUCCAGCUGGGAAAUGGAACUGGUCAAAUAUAUGUGUGAGUGUGUGUAAAUUAUAUAAUUUUAGGAUAAUAUUUCACUAAAUUAUCAUUUGGAUCUAUGCCUUGUGGAACUCUUGGGGUGAGGGGGAUCUAUUUUUGUGCCCAAAAUAACUUUAUAGAAUAUUUGAAUAGAAAGGUCAGAGUUUCUUUAGCAUAGGAU